AUCAUUUAUCUGUAGAGUCACUUUUUCGAACAGAGCUUAGUGCGCUCGCAGUGCCCUCCGUUGCUGGCGGGAAAUGUUGGAGGUUUCCACUGUCACGUGCGACUUCUGGUGGGGGAUGCCUUUCUGCGUGUGUGGUGUGGUUUGCAGCUGCCGCUGAGAAACCCCAGCUUCUCGACGCGUGGACACUAACCCCGUCAGGGUUUCAUCCAUCUUCCUUCGAAAGAUCCGCUGACGGUUACCCGUUUCUGCAGAGAUGGAUGUUCGGUAUCAGACACGCGGAGCGGUUGCCGCGGUGUACGUUCUCUUCCGCACUGUAGUAGGCGCAGUACUCGGACUCCAUUGUCUGAAGAUUGUUUCGGCAGAGGUCGGUCUUACGCAUGGGAUCAUGUCUACCGAAUUUGAGGUAGAGCUUAGAGGCCACAACUGGGUCAUCGACUCGGGUGCCUGCCUGUUGGGGCAGCCGAGGAAUCUUGUCGUGGAUCCCGUUCUCGACAGCGAGUUCAUGACGCCACAGAAGCUGCUCACAGACCGGACGGGCCCGGAGCUCUGCAGCUGGCUGGAGAAAAUCCAUCGGCAGCACAUGGAACAGAAGCCAGCGUGGUUGGCAGCGUACCAAAAGUUCGAGAAACGCUUCUUUCUUCUCCGCCUUCUGGGAAUGGUGGGGAAGCCCAUCACGUUUUUCCCCGAGUUCACAGUGAGGAUAAUCGUGAAACACUUCAGUUUGUGGGGGGACGAUAGAUGGGGGAAUGCGCAGCCUUGGAUUGCCGCGACAUUCGAGUACGCUCAUCCUGAAGGCGCCGGAGGCGAGCUCUUUCUCCACAUAGAAAAGGUUUUCUCGAUGGAGUUUAGCGGCCGGGUGGCGAAGCUUGUGCACAUCCUCUUGAAUCCGUCGGCGACCUUCAACCAAUACGUGGAACUCCAUAGAAGAAAAAGCAGUGGGGUUCCCGGGGACUCCGGUGUCUCAGGGAUACGUCGGACGCUCUACGAGAGGGACUUGAAUAUUAGCCACUUUCCGACCGCAGACACCAGUCAGAUCAGUCACAGCUUGGCCCCCGAUAUACUCACGCUGAGAUUUGCCAAACAGGACUUCUGGAUGGAAGACGGCAGCUGCUACAUUCUCUCGAGAUUCGUUGCAACGUCUUCGAUACGAGGGAAGACUCUGUGCAAGAUUGUCUCUGACUAUGGUCACAGAGAAUCGUGGAUGCCUUUCGUGGGGAGCAGGAAAAAAACGGUUGCUCUGGCUGUGACAGCUGCCGAUUUUUUCAAUACUCGGCGGCCCUCUUUGGUAGCACAUAUCAAGGAAGGAGUGAAGCUGGAAGCGCUCGACAAAACUCCUGUCGUGCUGGAGCUUGUCACAGAUCCUGUAAUACUGCGCUCCUACGUUGAAGCUGCUAGGAAAGCAUAAGGAGGCGCCUAGGGGUUGAACUUGUUUGACAGCUGUGGCGAGCCAAACUCACUUUAGUUCACCGGAGGUUUUCAACGACAGAGGCAGAGAGUGAGUAGGAGAAUAAUUGAGCAACUGGACCAGUGCGCGCUUGCUUUUCGUCCAUUUGCAGGACGUGUCGCGCGUUUUCUAGGGUGCGGGAUAACUAAGGAGAUGUCAGUCCCUUCUGCAACGUCAGUGAGGUUUUAUGGUAAGGAAUGAACUCGAGCAAACUCGAUUCAGGUCUCCCGCAUUUGUUGUCACAAUGGCUGCCAAUAAUCCAGGCCGUUUGUCAUGUUACUCCAUUCCAGAGGACAGCAGGAAACACAGAUUUGUGUGUACAGGCAAUAGAUGGGGAUUGCCACCUUUCGGCGCAUGGUAUUUUCACGUGUCCGGCAUAAGCCAAUCUUGCUGGCGUGUGCAUCGUGGCGUUAGAACGGAUGGCCGAACAUGUCUUUUGCAGGGAUCCUCUCUUAGUCAAUAACGUGGAAAGAACGCAUUUGUCUUUCCGCUACAGAUUCCAUCUCAUCUGACUUCCGACAAUUCUCUUUUUUUCGUCGUGGAAGCAGGGCCUGAGGAGCCGGGCGUGCCGCGAUUCGCUACCCCAGUGGCUGUCGAACAUGUGCCUUCAAGGGAGGGGCACUCCCUCCUUCAACUCAAGAUAAAACCAAGAGACUGUGACACAGAAACUUUCGUCCCCCCAAGUGUCGAUCACAGUAAGGUUACAUUUGAAGCAGAAUGCUUUCCGAAGGCUGCAUAAAAUCUUGCCGGUAAAGGAGUCGACAGCACUGUCAGGGGAAGCAGAGCUUUAGCGUUGUCUUCCGGAUUAGUAAUCGGCACUCCAGCAGAGAAAGCACGUCAUGGCACCCACCUGGUGAAACGUGCUCACCAGUGGGACUUAUCGUGACGCCCUGUCGACGGCCCCAACUCAGAUGUGGAAACUCUGUUCAUCUGCGGCAAUUUUCUUCUCGCCAACUGACCCUAAAACCCUCACUGUCCCGGCCUCGAUCAUGAGUAUCUCUAGAUUCUAGAUAAAUUGGUUUUGUCGCAACAAUCAAUCUCACCACAGGUUUUUGUCCAUCAAAAACGAAGGAAAUCCUUGGUGAGUAGUAAUCGUAAACAUGGUACCUAGGCUGUUCUGAAUAUGACUCCACUUCACAAACAAGUGCAAUUGCUGACGUUAUAGUGCGAAUUCUACUCUUAAUUUGACUCCCGUGAUGAGAUCCAAGAAACCAAGUUCUUUAUGGUUGCUGAAGCCCAUCCGCGACGU
Molecule: messenger RNA, 2693 nt
Organism: Toxoplasma gondii ME49
Lineage: Eukaryota; Apicomplexa; Conoidasida; Eucoccidiorida; Sarcocystidae
Exons: 3
Coding region: 254-1405 (383 amino acids)
Source: RefSeq, a predicted model, not a curated record